AUAUGGUUUGAUAAUAAUGUUAUAAUAAGAUGUAAAGUACAUUUAUUUAAUUUUACAAAUGUUGAUGAAUUUAUGCGUGGUAUUGAUAAAAAAUUAAAAAUUAAAGAUAUUGGUGAAAUUGUAUUUCAUGAACAUCAAAUUUUAACAAAUGUAACAAUUAAUUCAGAAAAUUCAACUUUAUCGUAUAAUAUUAAAAGAGAACCAGUAUUUAUUGAAGAUUGGAAUAAAUUGGGUAUUUUAAAUGAAACAAUAACAGUACCAAAUUUACCAUUAUUAUUUAUGGCAUCAUUUUUACAUGAUUCAAAUGCAUUUACAAAACUUGGUUUUAAUGUGAUGAGUAAAAAAGAUCCACUAUUUGUUAAUGUAACAAUAUAUAAUUAUUUAUUUAAUUUUACAACACCGGCUCUGGACACAGCAGAUAGAUAUUUUUCAUUUUUAUUACCAACAAAUAAUGUUGGGAUAUUAAAAUCGGCAUAUGAGACACAACCACAAGGUGAUCAUUUCAAUAUUAAUAUUGGUGUUGAUAAUGGUCCAAAGAAAUUCUUUAAAACGAACACGUACAAUUAUCGGACAACUGUUACUGGUUUUGAAUUAGAAAAUGGUGAUUGUGAUGCAACAAUUGUUAAUUCAACUGAAGGCAAUAUUUAUGGUUCAUUAAUACAAAAAGAUGAUGUAUUAUGGUAUUGGAGAAAAAGUGUUUGUCGAAGUGUACCAUUACAUUUUGAAAAAGAAGUUUAUGAACAUUCUUUCUUGGGUUAUAAAUUUUUAGCACGUGAAAGUAUGUUCGAUCGUGAAGAAGAUUUGAAAAAAGAUUGUUAUGCUGGUAUGGGACGUAGAAUAUAUCCGAAUGGUUUAUCAGAUGCAUCAAAAUGUUUUAUGGGAUUACCAGUUGCAUUAUCAUUACCACAUUUUUAUGGUCGUGAUGGAUAUUGGAAUGAUAAAAUUGAAGGUUAUGAACCAUCAAAAGAAGAGCAUGCUUCAUUUGCAAUUGUUGAACCAACACUCGGUAUACCAUUACAUCAGAGAGCAAGAGCACAAUGUAAUCUUGUUUUACCAUCAUUAUAUGGAUUCCGUAGUGAAAUGAAAACAUAUUUUAAUAAUAUGGUUAUACCAUUAAUAUGGAUUGAAUACAGUGUCGAAAAUUUAACUCCACCAAUUUUCAUUUUGAUGACAAUUGCUAUAAAAAUUCUACCAAUUGCUCAACAUUUUAUUACAAUAAUAUUUAUAUUAACUGGUUUAUAUUUAAUAUAUUUAAAUUUAUGUCAUAAAAAAAUGAGUUUAAUAAAAUCAUCAUUAGCCGAUUAUAAAGAGAAGGAAGCAAGUAAAAUAUUAAGCGAUUAUGAGGAAUUUGCAUAUGAAAAAGGAAAAAAAUGUUUAAAUGAUCGUAUUUGUGGAAAAAUUUUAUUAAUUGUAUGCAUUAUAAGUUUUAUAACUGGUAUUUUAUUAUCAUGUAAUGAUUUAGUUGAUUUAUUAAUAAAAGAAAAAAUUAAAAUGAUACCAGGAACACCAUCAUUUGAACAUUGGAGAAAUCCAACUGGUCAUAUAAGAGUUAAAGUUUAUUUAUAUGGUAUUGAAAAUCCAUAUGCAUUUCAACGUGGUAUUGAUACAAAAUUAAAAUUAACACAAGUUGGACCAAUUAUAUACAGUCAUACUGUACAUCAAGAUGAUAUUGUAUUUGAAGAUGAUGGUACAUUAUCAUAUUCAACAAUAAGAGAAUUUAAAUUUGUUGAAGAAGAAAAUGAACCGGGAAUUAUGAAUAAAACAAUAACAGUUAUUAAUCCAAUGAUGGUUAAUUUAGCAUCAAAAACUGGAAAUUAUUUUGUACAAUAUUUAGAUGAUGUUUAUUUAAAUCGUACCGUUUAUGAUCUAUUAUGGAAUGGUUCAACAAAAUUAUUAGAUUUUUUUAGAUCACAUUUUUCAUAUAUAUUACCAACUGAUAAUUUUGGAAUAUUAUACAAUAGUUUUAAACAACGUAAAGAACGUUAUAAUGUUCGUAUUGGGGCUGAAAAUUUUGAAGAUUUUUGGAAAACAAAUACAAUUAAUGGUAAAACAAAAUUAGCAAAUUAUGAAAAUAUUAAAGGAUAUGAUGAUUGUCCAUUUUCAAUUGUUAAUACAACUGAUGGUACAGGAUUUCCACCAUAUAUAACAAAAAAUCAUAAAUUUAAAGUAGCAACAGCAAGAGUUCCCCGAUAUUUUAUUAUGGAAUUUGAAGAAGAAGUUAUUGCAAAUAAUAUUAAUUCAUAUAAAUUUGUUGUUACAAAUGAAAAUUAUAUGAGAACACAUGAUAAUAGAGAUUGUUUAGGAAAUUAUAAAAAUAUUGAAUUACCAAGUGGUGUUAUUGAUGCAUCAAUAUUAGCUUAUGAUAAUCCAUUAGGUUUUUCACCUCCUCAUUUUUAUGGUUUUGAUGGUGGUGAAUGGGAAACAUAUUUAGAGGGUUUAUCACCAGAUAAAGAAAAACAUCAAUCAUAUAUUGUACUUGAACCUAAAAGUGGUACACAAUUAGAAGGUAGUGCAAGUCUUCAAGGCAACAAUAUUAUUGGAAAUUUAAAUGGUUUACCAAAAUUGAGAGCAUUUAGUAAUAAAAUUAUACCAACAUUUUGGAUUGAACAGGGAUUUAAGAAUUUAGGUCAUGCAACCGAAGUAUAUUUUAUGAUAAAUGUUGUUCCUAUUGUACAAAUCGUUCUAAUCAUUGUAUUCUUCCUAUUAAGUGGAUGUAGUUGUUAUUUAGGAAUCAAAAAAUUAACAAAAUUUAAAACAGAAAAUAUGAAAUUUUGGCAAAGAAUUAUUAAUAGAAAAUCAACUGAUACAGUAUAAUAUAUAUGUAUAAUAUGUAAAUUAUUAAAAAGACAAUUAAGGAUUUAAUAUGUAAAUUAUGAAAAAAAAAUUAAAUAAUUUAAUAUUAUACAAAAAUUGCAUGCAUAGUACGCAAUUCCAGAAAGACUGUAAAAUUUGGUUUAAUCAAGAAUUAUUUUUCUAUUAUUAUACGAUUUUAAUAUUUAUAUUAUAUAAUAAAUAUGAA
Molecule: messenger RNA, 3019 nt
Organism: Condylostylus longicornis
Lineage: Eukaryota; Metazoa; Arthropoda; Insecta; Diptera; Dolichopodidae
Exons: 9
Cellular component (GO): cytoplasm; membrane
Molecular function (GO): scavenger receptor activity
Source: RefSeq, a predicted model, not a curated record